AUAUGGGUUUUUAAGCUUACAAGCUAGAAAAGCCAUUAAGUGAUGGCAACCCCCAGAGUGCCAUUUUUCAUUAUCAUGGUAUUCUAGCAUUUAGAAAAGAAAUAAGAUUUGGAGCAUCUUUCAUCUCCUCACUGUUCUUGUCUUUGGUUCCAAAAGGAAUUUAAAACAAUUGGGAAUCGUACAAAAUAAAUAUAAAAGUUUAAACUAUACCAAACCAGUGCUACUAUCUCCUCUUUUGAAAGCCGCCUACUUGUUACCAUAUUCUUCCAAUGCUUUCUCUUACUUUAUCAAUCUCCUGUUCGACUUCCUCCUCACUUCAACGGAAUAUUCCCUUUCCUUCUCCUCUUAAAAAAACUCUCCACCCACAAAGAAUUAAGGAGCAACAGUCACCAUGCGCCUCCUGGACCUAUUUGUCAUUGCUUCUAUGCCAGUUCUGAAAGUACUCCUACUCACAGGACUUGGCUCGUUUUUGGCAUUGGACCAUGUCAAUAUCUUGGGGGAGGAUACAAGGAAGCAAAUAAAUCAAGUUGUUUUCUAUGUGUUUAAUCCAGCCCUAGUGGGUAGCAACUUGGCUAAUACAAUUACCAUUGAAAGCAUGGAGUUGUUGUGGUUUAUGCCAUUCAAUAUCCUUGUUACAUUUAUUAUUGGCUCUGCAUUGGGAUGGAUACUUAUAAAAAUCACAGGCCCUCCAAAACCUCUAAAAGGUCUCAUAUUGGGUUGCUGUGCAGCAGGAAACAUGGGAAAUUUGCCUUUAAUCAUCAUCCCAGCAAUCUGUAAGGAGAAAGGCAGUCCAUUUGGACCCCCUGAUGUUUGCUACACAAAUGGAAUUGCUUAUGCUUCACUUUCAAUGGCGAUAGGUGCAGUUUAUUUGUGGUCUUAUGUUUAUAACAUUAUAAGGAUUUGCUCAAGUGAGAUGAACAAAGAAGUUGCUAAUGUCGACAUGAAGGCCAAUGGAGGAACACCAAAAUUCAUCCAGGAGAAUAAUUACAAUUCCAAAGAGCUUACAUAUGGCUUAUUGCUUCCUGAUAAUAUAGAGUCUCAAACAAAUGCCAAGACUUUCUCCUGCACACGAAUGGUUUGGGACAAGAUCAAGAAAUGCAUAAGAAUGAUUUCAGAAAAACUUAAUCUCAAGUCAUUGCUUGCACCUUCAACUACUGGAGCGGUUGUCGGGUUUGUCAUCGGAUUGGUCCCUCAAAUUCGAAAGCUGUUGAUUGGAGCUGGUGCCCCUCUUCGUGCAGUUGAAGACUCUGCUUUUUUACUUGGGGAUGCAGCCAUUCCAAUUGUGACCCUGAUAGUUGGAGGAAACCUUCUUAGUGGUUUAAAAGGGUCGGGAAUUCGUUUCACUCUCAUAGUUGGAAUAUUAGCAGUUAGGUACAUUUUCCUGCCUCUUCUGGGCAUUAUCACAGUAAAAAGUGCAGUGCGUUUUGGUCUGGUGCAUUCAGAUCCCUUAUAUCAAUUUAUUCUUCUGCUGCAAUUUGCCGUCCCACCAGCAAUGAAUAUAGGCACAAUGACUCAGUUGUUUGGAACUGGACAAAGUGAAUGUUCUGUUAUAAUGUUGUGGGCAUAUGCUUUGGCUUCGGUUUCGCUAACAUUAUGGUCAACCAUUUUCUUGUGGAUGGUAUCAUGAGUAGUGAGUGCAUCUGCAAAUUGGGUAAUCACCCAAAUUCGAAUUUCACCUUCCCACUCUCUGUAACCAAGAAAAGGAGAAAAAUCCUGAAUGCUGAGUACCUGAAUAUGUUGAGAAAAUUAUUAUUCAAAUUGUUUGGAUUAUGGUUUGUAGUAAAUGUAAAACAAAUCUUUUUCAACACUAA
This is a messenger RNA of Hevea brasiliensis (rubber tree), 1811 nucleotides long. RefSeq names its product protein PIN-LIKES 3. Gene Ontology annotation, cellular component: membrane. Bases 392 to 1627 code for a protein of 411 amino acids. Gene Ontology annotation, biological process: endoplasmic reticulum to cytosol auxin transport. The record is from RefSeq and is a predicted model, not a curated record. The transcript is spliced from 11 exons. NCBI's taxonomy places the organism in Eukaryota, Viridiplantae, Streptophyta, Magnoliopsida, Malpighiales, Euphorbiaceae.